AUGUAUGAAUGGCUUAGAACAUCUGGCCUUGAAUCUCAAACAGAAGGGUUUAUCAUUGCUGCACAAGACCAGUGUAUCAAGACCAACUACUAUAGGAAUAAGAUCUUAAAAGAUGGAACAGACCCAAUGUGUAGGAUAUGUGGCAAAAACCAAGAAACUAUAGACCAUCUUGUUUCUGGCUGCUCAGAAUUGGCCAAACAGAAUGUCGAAAGAAUUAACACGACUGAGAGCUGUGAGAGGCGCAUACAAAGGCCACGUUACACAAGACUUGACCAAAGCCGACAGUCAAAGCCGAGCGCUGAAGACGACGAAUCAGAAGAGCUAGUAGCAACCCUCGAACGCCUUACCAGGAGAGAAGACGAAAUAACAUCGCUAGACAGCAACAUAGUGAACCUACUAGAUGACGCAGACGCCAUAGAGAAAGACGUCGAAGAGGCGCUAACGCUGCAAGACAAGAUAUCAGUGGUCAAGACAAGAAUCACAAGAUAUAUUCAAAGCAAGAACCCGGUAAGACCAAACCAAAACACACACGCCGAAUCGUCCUCAAAAGCAUAUGUCAAUCUACCAAAAAUGACAAUCAAACCAUUUCACGGAAACCCCCUUGAAUGGCAAACAUUUUGGGAUAGCUUCAGCGCUACCAUAGAUGAAAACAACAACCUUUCGAAUGUCCAAAAAAUGUCUUAUCUAAGCGGAACUCUAAAAGACGAAGCAGCGCGCGCGAUUGCCGGACUCCCAAUGACGUCCAACAAUUAUGAAAAAGCAACACAGAUUCUAAAAGAACGUUUCGGACAAAACAAGUCCUGAUAAACGCGCACAUGGAAUCCUUGCUAAACAUCUCGCCGCCGACAAACAACAUUACAAAGCUAAGGGAAUUCUACGAUACAUGCGAAUCAAACAUACGGGGACUAGAAGCUCUAGGCAUCAAUGCAGACUCAUACGGCAAUCUUUUGAUCCCAAUACUACUUAAAAAACUACCGGAAGAAAUGACUAGACUCGUAUUUCGGGCCAACGCAUCGGCUGACAAAUCACUCGCCGAACUCAGAUCAGAAAUCAGAAAGGAAAUUGAAACACGCGAGAGGAGCACGGCGGCAACAAGCGCGUCAAGCCAAAUAGAGGACGAACUCCUUGUCCC
Messenger RNA from Exaiptasia diaphana, 1132 nucleotides. RefSeq lists its product as uncharacterized. Lineage: Eukaryota; Metazoa; Cnidaria; Anthozoa; Actiniaria; Aiptasiidae. The record is from RefSeq and is a predicted model, not a curated record. Bases 1 to 804 code for a protein of 267 amino acids. The transcript has 2 exons.